Molecule: messenger RNA, 1327 nt
Organism: Apaloderma vittatum (bar-tailed trogon)
Lineage: Eukaryota; Metazoa; Chordata; Aves; Trogoniformes; Trogonidae
Gene: TCAIM
Product: T cell activation inhibitor, mitochondrial
Exons: 9
Cellular component (GO): mitochondrion
Source: RefSeq, a predicted model, not a curated record
UGUUACUAAAGAGGAUUUUAUUUUAUUUUUAGUGAGUUAAUGGAUGGCUGAAAGCUGGCUUGACCAUUGAGUUGCUGAAAUGUUUUGCUGCUUGAGAGCUGUGAGAAGGUUAUGUCUGGAGAAGAUACUGCUACAAUGCAUUCUUCAGUCAAGAACUUUGUCAGGAGCUGAUGCCAUCAAUGCUCUCAGACCUUUCUAUUUUGCUGUGCAUCCAGAUUUCUUUGGCCAGCAUCCCAAGGAGAGGGAAGUAAAUGAAAACUCUCUGAAGAGGUUAAAUGGCUACCUGGAGAACCUGCAGAAACCAGGAUUUCGCUCCUUUAAACCUACUCAGCUUACUUUUUAUGUAAGAGAGAGAGAGCCAAACUCUUCUAAUGUUCAAGAAUCCUUCAGUGCUUCAGGUUUUCGAGCAGUCAGUUUUACGUUGCAUACUAGGGAUCUCCUGAGUACAGUAUUAGACAUUCUCAACUCCUGCAGCUUAUCCACGGAGCAUAUUCAGAGUUUGAAUGUGAACUCUCAGCCCCACAAGGAAGCAAAGAGCACAGUGAACAGACCUAUCAAGUGGGAUAAGACUUAUUACUCAUUUACUGGAUUCAAGGAUCCAGAGGAGGAACUAGAACAAGCCCAGAGAGUGGAAACAACGUUAAUAUCCUGGCUAGAUGAUAAUGAAGCAAGUGCGGUUAAAAAGCUGAAAAAGAGUUUGCCACUUAGAAAAGAACUAGAACGUUUAAAGUUUGAACUCUCUCAUCAACUCCAGCUUUCAGAUAUCAGGUGGCAGAGAAGCUGGGGUAUUGCUCACCGCUGUAGCCAGCUACACAGUCUAGGUCGCUUAGUCCAACAGAGACCUGAAGUAUUAAAGAAUGUUAAAGGGCGCACAGUGGUGUUUACAGACCGUUCAGGUAUGAGUGCAGCAGGCCACAUAAUGCUGGGGACCAUGGAUGUUCACCAUCACUGGACCAAAAUUUUUGAGAGAUUGCCAAAUUAUUAUAAACUUCAAAAAAGACUGCUGCUCCUGGAAGAUCGGAUAAGCCAACUUCUGGGAGGCAUACAAGUAAUAUAUAUUGAAGAACUGCAACCCCUAUUGACUCUAGAAGAGUACUACGAGACUCUGGACUCUUUCUAUAAUAAAUUACGUGACAGUAGGCUACCUUUUCAUCCUCGCAGUCUGCGAGGCUUGCAAAUGAUUUUGGAAAGUGACAGAUAUGCACCAAGCUUACAUGAAUUUGGACACUUUACAAUCCCAACGGUUUGUGAUCCAGCAACCCUUCAAUGGUUUAUUUUUGCCAAAGCACAGGAGGCAAGAGAGAAUCUGAAAAGAAAGGAGGAGUAA